AUGGCACGAAUACUAAGUAUUGACCCUUCUGGCACUUCCAUAAGUGGCUUAUUUUACUUUGAGAAUUGGAAUAAUUGGGAAAUAUCCUCCAUUGAAGCUAAAAAAUGGUUAGAACAAGGAAAAAAGAUAGAAAAUUGCCUGAAAAACAAACAGGUUCAAAUUCUCCUAAUUGAAACUACCAACCUUUAUAAGAAAUCAGGUUAUACUUAUGAAAUGCCAGCUUUAAUUAAGUUAGUUGGCUUAUUAGAAUAUUUGGCUUUACAAAACGGAAUAGAAUGUCAUUUGAUUAGCAAUAGAUUUAUGCCUCAAUGA
Entrophospora sp. SA101 is the source of this 312-nucleotide messenger RNA. Lineage: Eukaryota; Fungi; Glomeromycota; Glomeromycetes; Entrophosporales; Entrophosporaceae. The record is from the annotation of a GenBank genome assembly.